GAGAUUGCUCUAGAAUUCGUGUAAAGCGAGCUGCAGUUGUUGUUGUUUUUUUUUCUUUAAGCUUGCUAUGUUAGAGUUCACUGAGGGGCUUGUAGAUGCAAAUAUUAGGUAUGAUUUUGGGGGAGGAGAUUCAUUGAAGGAUUUGAGGGAUGGGGGUAGGAUGAAUGAAUAAAGCAAAAUGAGAACCAUGGUAGGGCAUUGUUUUCAUUGAGUCACUGCUCCCAUGAUUAUAGUUCUCAACUCAUGAAUUAUGUGAUGAAGGGAUUGCUGGCGGUUCAUGUGUCUGUCAGCAUCAGUUCCGUUGGGAUCUAAAGUGAGCCGAUUGGAACAGUUGAAAUGAUUUCCGACAGUAUUCAAGACAGACCUGCUUCUAUUGAAAAUGUCAGUUCUAAUGAAGUGGAGGCUGAGUCAAAUAACAUUGAUUCACUUGAAGCUGUCUCAUCCGGUGGAGAUGCUACUCGUGAGCUAGAAAGUGCAGCAGAAGUUUUAACUAGGGUUGAACUAGAUUUAGCAUGUUCAUCUGAAAAGUUGGUUAACUUGGAAAUACUUGUUAUGCAUGUGGCUUCAAGGGAAAAUGAUUUUGAGGCUUUUGCAUCGGAGGAAGAGCAUAAUUCUGAAGGUCCUGUUGAGAAAGCAUUAGAAUUUGACCUUUUAUAUGGUUUUUUGGACUCUGAAGUCAGGGAACUGGAGAGUUUUCUGUCUGCUCUUCAGACUGAGAUUGCUGGUUUCCAGGCUUCAUUCGAGCAGCUGGGUGAUUCUUUUAAGGAAAUGGAAGAAAAGUUGCAGGAUUGUGGGGAUUCCCUGAAGCGUUCAUUUGAACAGGUUGCAGGCUUAAAGGUGCAGUCUGCCAAUUUCCGCAGGAUCUUGUUAGCUUCUUCAGGAGAGGAAAAAUGGAAAGAUGACAAGAGUUUGGAAAAUGAUAACUUUGAAGAUUCAAAUGCAAAGAUUAGAAUGCAUACUGCAGAGCAGCAGAGAAAUAUCUUGAAAAUGCUGGAGAAGUCUCUGGCCCGGGAAAUGGAUCUUGAGAAGAAGCUAACUGAGUCUAGACAAACUGAAGAAGAUCUAAAACUUCAGCUACAACAAGAAGUCUUCUGUAUGGAACAAGAAGCUGAAGAUAUAUGGGAAAGACUGUUCGAGGCAGAAAAUAAUGCAGAAAUCCUCUUGGGGAUCUCGAAAGAACUAUUCGGGAGAAUCCAGAUGGCACAAUUUAGUAUAAAUGGGUCAGUUCAGAGAGAAGGGGAGUUGAGAUCCAAACUUCAAGAUCUUACUGAGGAGUUGAAAGACAAAGACUGUGCUUUGCGGGGCUCUGAGUUUUCCAGGACUGAACUUGUGGAAAAGGUUAACGCAAUAGAGCAGAAACUGAGGGAAUCUGAGUCUCAACUACACCAUGUGAAGGAAGAGCAAAACAAAGAACUGGCAGGAAAAGCUAUUGAAGCUGAAAAGAGAGCUGAGAUUAUUGAAGCUGAAUGUAAAUUGCUUAGAGAGUCUAAGAUGGAGCUUGAUAAAGAGAUGAGCCGCAUGAAGAGUAGCACUGCUGAUUCAACUAAGAGGGUGGACCAAUUGGAGAAGCAGUUGAAGGACUCUGAAAUUCAGCGACUGCAUGCAGUGGCAUCUUCUGAAGCUAGUCAAGAGAAGCUAAGCAUGUUAGAUUGCACAAUCAAGGAUAUGGAUAACUUAAUAAAAGAUCUAAAGUUAAAGGUUUCGAGGGCUGAAAGUGAGAUUGAGAGUACUGAAGAGAAAUGUAUAAUAUUGUCUGAGUCCAAUGCAGAACUCAUUGAAGAAGUAACUUUUCUAAGGCGUAGAGUUGAACACUUGGAGACGUCUUUGCAUCAGGCUGAUGAAGCAAAAAAAGAAAGUGCGAAAGAUAUUAGGGUGCGGACUAAAUUAAUUGCAGAUUUAGUUGUGCAGCUAGCUCUUGAAAGAGAACGGCUUCAUAAGCAGAUAUCAUCAUUAACAAAGGAGAAGAAAGUUGCAGUGAUGUACUUGCAGCAAAUAAAGAGGGACCAUUCAGUUACUGCAAUUGGAAGUCAUGAUGCCAAAGCAAAUGAACCUGUACUAUCUGAGGAUGAUAGUGAGAAUGAAAUUUCUAGAAAAGGAAGUAGUGAGGAAAUAUUGGGGUCUUUAGCUACCAUUCACGAGACUGGCAAUGCUCCUGGAGACUUCGCAACAACUGAAGUUGAGAUGGAACACACUGAUUCGGCUUCUAAUCUUAACACUGUGAGAAAUAUAGAUGUGAGGCAGAUCAAGUUCAUGUAUGUGUGCAUGGUAGUUCUUUUAUUGGCAAUUUCAGGAUUUAUUCCUCUCCUGUUCCCAGAGUGAGGGGUUCGCUCAAUCGUAUUGGAGCCGGUGCUUAUCCUUGGACCAAAUGGUUUAGAUGCUAUACCUUUGGGAAAACUUCAGCUUUUUUGAAGGAUUUUGAUGGGUUAAUUGGUUGCCUCACUUGAGCUGAUUUUCAACGCAAUAAACUUGGUCAGAAUAGAAAGGCUGAGAGAUUAUAGACUGUUUCUGUUGUAACAUAAAGCUAGGUCCGUACAACAAGGUUUUUGAUGUCUUGCGCACAGGAAGUGUUCCUUGUCAGUAAAUGUUUUGACAGUUAUGUAACUAAGGCAACUCACAUGGUAUUUCACUACAGAAACUCCAAAAGAUUCUUGUGCAGUCGUGCACUUUCUGUACUUUAGUCUGCCGCAUUGCAUUAGCAUGCAGCUCUUGAGAUUGUGAUUAAAUUUCUGCACUUA
Messenger RNA from Sesamum indicum (sesame), 2735 nucleotides. Its product is annotated as WPP domain-interacting tail-anchored protein 1. Lineage: Eukaryota; Viridiplantae; Streptophyta; Magnoliopsida; Lamiales; Pedaliaceae. The record is from RefSeq and is a predicted model, not a curated record.